Molecule: messenger RNA, 815 nt
Organism: Coccinella septempunctata (seven-spotted ladybird)
Lineage: Eukaryota; Metazoa; Arthropoda; Insecta; Coleoptera; Coccinellidae
Product: piwi-like protein 1
Exons: 1
Coding region: 327-701 (124 amino acids)
Molecular function (GO): protein binding; RNA binding
Source: RefSeq, a predicted model, not a curated record
AACUACUCCCCUAACGUCUGCAUCCGCCAUCUUCUGCACCCCCCCUACCCUCCACAAUUUGAGGUCUCUCUACUAUUAAUUUACAACUUGCCCCGAGUAACCGGAACGUACAAAAAUAACCUAACAAAUAACAACACAGAAGGCAGAAAAUGGAGAGACACCAGAAGAACAAGCAAAGUUGCGUAAGAUGGAACAAGGAUUUCAUCGUUAACGAUGAAGCUUUCGGAAAUGUCCAAAUUACCAUAAAAUAAUCAUGAGUGCUCGCGUGGGGAGACUGGACCUACAUUCAGGUCUUCAAUAUUAUCAUCAGGAAAUGCCUGCACCCUAUGCGCCUCGAACCCUCACAGAGGAACCACCACGAUGCCACUGCCAUCGAGGAUAUACCGAAUCAUCUCAUCCGAAUCCGGCCCAGCUUCUUCACAUCGAUCAGACAGCACGAGCAGAAGACAAUGAUGAACGUCGAUCUGUGCUUCAAAGUCAUGCGAAAAGACAACUGCUACGAUUUACUUCUCGCCUGCAGCGAGAGGUGCAGCAGGAAUGUAGUGCUCACGCAUUACAACAACAAGACCCAUAGGAUAGACGACGUCGAUGAUGAGAACACUCCACUCAUCCAGUUCACGAAGAAAGAUGGAACGAGGAUUUCCUACAAGCAAUAUUAUUUCGAGUGGUACAAAAUUCAGACCCCAAGCGAGGGUGAGUGAGAUGGGACAAGGGUAUCCUGCAAGCAGUAUUAUUUCGCGAGGUACAAAAUUCAUAGCAACAGAUUCCCCAAAAGGAAGCCAAAGACCGAAAUAGCAUAAAUGGGACCCCCUGAU